Molecule: messenger RNA, 1658 nt
Organism: Condylura cristata (star-nosed mole)
Lineage: Eukaryota; Metazoa; Chordata; Mammalia; Eulipotyphla; Talpidae
Gene: ZFP36
Product: ZFP36 ring finger protein
Exons: 2
Coding region: 80-1060 (326 amino acids)
Molecular function (GO): mRNA binding; metal ion binding
Source: RefSeq, a predicted model, not a curated record
CUCGGCGGGCCGCUCUCAGCCGGACACCAGCGCUCCCAGUUACUACGGUCCUCUCAGCCGACCGGCCGUUCGCGCCGCCAUGGACCUCGCUUCCAUCUACGAGAGCCUUUCGUCGCUGAGCCCUGAAUCCAAUCACGGAGAGACUGAAUCCAGCCAGGGCUGGGCCUCCUCGCGGCACUGGAGCCUCAGCUUAUCCGACUCCAGCCCACCUGGAGUCGCUGCCCGACUUCCUGGCCGCUCCACCAGUUUAGUGGAGGGCCGAAGCUGCGGCUGGGUGCCCCCACCCCCAGGCUUUGCACCCCUGGCUCCCCGCCCUGGCCCUGAACUGUCACCCUCUCCCACCUCACCUACUUCAGCCCCCAGCACCUCAUCCCGCUACAAGACUGAGCUAUGCCGGACCUUCUCGGAGAGCGGGCGCUGCCGCUACGGGGCUAAGUGCCAGUUUGCCCACGGCCUAGGUGAACUGCGCCAGGCCAGUCGCCACCCCAAGUACAAGACGGAGCUCUGCCACAAGUUCUACCUCCAGGGCAGCUGCCCCUAUGGCUCCCGCUGCCAUUUCAUCCACAACCCCAACGAGGAUCUAACUGGCCGUGGCCACCCCCAUGUGUUACGCCAGAGCAUCAGUUUCUCGGGCCUGCCCACGGGCCGCCGAACCUCGCCACCACCAGCAGGGCUGGCUGGCCCGUCCCUGUCCUCUUGCUCCUUCUCGCCCUCCAGCUCCCCACCUCCACCACCUGGGGAUCUGCCGCUUUCACCCUCUGCCUUCUCUGCUGCCCCUGGUACCCCUGUGGCCCGAAGGGACCCGACCCCUACCACCUGUUGCCCCUCCUGCCGAAGGGCCACCCCCAGCAACGUAUGGGGGCUUGGGCCAUUGGGUAGCCUGGCUCGGAGCCCCUCUGCACACUCUCUGGGAUCUGAUCCCGACGAAUAUGCCAGUAGCGGCAGCAGCCUGGGGGGGUCUGAUUCCCCAGUCUUUGAGGCUGGGGUUUUUGGGCCACCCCAGCCACCUGCAUCAUCCCGGCGACUCCCAAUCUUCAAUCGAAUCUCUGUUUCUGAGUGACAAGUGCCUGCUGGGUACAGAACAGCUGGAUCUCAAGGGGGGUGCGUUUCUCUUGUGCUGUGGGCACCACAGGGACCCAGGGGCUGUGGAGAGCUGGUGUGGGGGUGACGCAAGCAGCCCCUCUCCCUCCACCAUAUAAAAUGCAUUAAUCCUCUCCUAACCCCAUACUGGGGCUGGUCCCCAGUGUGCAAGCUCAGUGUCCAUGGUAUUGGGAAGGAUGCUUUCUGGGACCCUUUUCUAAAAAAUGUAGCGAAUUUGAGGGAGGCAGUGAGUCCUUCUUCUCCCCACCGCUCCCCUACCCAAUGCUGUGAAUAACAGGCCCUCACUGCCUUCUCCCAAUUCUCCUACCCCCCUGAAGUUCCAGUGCCUGGUAGUGACUGGAGCCUUCCAAGGGGGAACCCUGGUGCUCAAGUUUCCCUCCAAAAUCAAGUAGCCAAAAACCGUUGCCAAAUCCCUUCACCCCUUCCUGCCCCCAACCACUGGGCCCUUUUAUUUAUGACGACUUUAUUUAUUCUAAAAGGUUUUAUAGUAUUUAUAUAUAUUGGGUCGUCUGCUUCCCUUGUAUUUUUUUUCUUCCCUUUUUGUAAUGCAAAUGAUA